GGAGGCGCCAGAGCACCAGCAAAACCCAGAUGUAACACGCAUUGUUUUUAAAGUUAUCUUUUGUUUAAAAUGCGAAAUAGAAAGUAGGAAAAACAGGAACAUGUGUUGUUUACACAACGAGGACACCUUCAUUGCCAUAAACAUAACAUAUUUGUAGUGGGAGGUCUUGUGUCAGACAGGAGGAGGACUCUUCUAGAAGGCUCACCUCACCUGCUCACACACGAGUGGACGAGGCGGAUGGAGACGACAUUCUUCGUCUUAAAAGUCCUUAAAAAAGUCUAACUACAGCGGGAUUGAAGCCACAGAAACGUGACAGCGAUAUCAGCUGACUUCUUCCGCGGGCAAGAUGGCGGAAGACCGACGAAAUAGAGCUGAGGCGACCGACAAUGGUGGUCUUUGUCCUGUUGAAGGAGUUGGCGAGGAGCUGACAGGGCAGGAGACGGUUCCGGUGGACACCUCUCAGGUUUUUGAAGAGCAUCGAGUCAUCUGUGAUGAUGAUGAAGAAGAAGAGCAGCCCCGGUCUUCAUGUGUAAACCGGGAACACAUGCAGUCCCGGGGUGUCCAGUUCCCCCAGAAUGCAACGGUGCCUCCACCUUUCAUGAACGGCUGCAGCAGCGACGUGACACAGGUCGGCGAUGUGGACAUCAGCGGCGUGACGAGCGACAGCACCGAGACCGACGCCGCCGUCGUAUCGGACGCGGAUGACCUCCUGGUUGCCACGGAUACGCCGCCACCGCCGCUCGCCACGGACCCUCUCAUGGACGCCUCCAUCCUCAGUCCCAGCCACGUGUCCCUGGAGCUGGACAGCGAGGACGACGGCACGGAGAGGACUAGCCCCGCCCCCGACCUCGGUUGCACUCGCAGCCUCUCCGCCUCCUCAGCGCCCGACCCCGCCUCCAAAGUAGCAAACGUGCGGCUGCGCUCCUACUCAUACUCCAAAGUCGGCCUGCGUCCUUCCCGCUUUGUCCAGGAUGGACACGCUUGCAGCGCGGAUGUGCCAUCUCACGGCGUCAGCCACAGUCGAUCUCUCCUUCAGGCCCUCUCUCUGUCUAAGUCUCUGUCCCUGCUGCACCCUGCUAAGCAAAAAGCCUCAGAGCAGCUGCAUGAGAAAAGGGAGUUUAGUUUCCGCCACGGAGCCCAGUCGGCCGACGACGAGGGCGAGACGGCGCUCGUGGAGACGCUCCAGCACCUCACCCUGUCUGAGUUCCUCAAAGAGAUUGAAGAGGAGGAGCAGGACCGGUGCAACGUGCCGGCCAAAGCGGAGUCAGAGAAGUACAAAGUCAUCCGCACCUUCAGUUUCCUCAAGAGCAGGAUGUCUAACACGCGCAACAAGACCAAGGCCAAAGGGAAGAAGGACAAACAGAACCCCCAUCGCUUCUCCACCGGCUCCUGUCUGGGCCCCGUCAUCUGUGUGGUGUGUGAUAAGCCCGCCUUUCAGAAAGACCUUCUGCAUUGCCCCACCUGCACCGCCACUGUCCAUAAAGGCUGCAAGGAGUCAGUGCCGCCGUGUUUAAAGAAACUGCAGGAGAAGAACACGGUCGCCAUGGUGAAGAGCAGGACGGCAUCCCUCCCGCAGAACUUCACAGUGAGAGAGAGUCCUCCUCAAUGUGGGACGCCCCCCGCCAACCCUUCAGCCGCCAUCACUUUCAAGGACGCCUGUGACGGUCGACUGAGCGAGAGUUCCGAGUCUGAGAUGGACACCUGUAAGCUGAGCUGUCAAUCAGAAGACCUCCAGGCGACUUCCACCGUCUCCAGCGAGUGGACCCCAGCAGAAGAAUACAGCGACCUGGCCGCCGACGCCGCCGAUUACGAGGCAGAGUCGUGGAGUUUGGCGGUGGAGCACAAGUUCUACAAGAAGCAGGACAGACGAGUGGCCAAGAGACAGGACGUCAUCUACGAGCUGAUGCAGACGGAGCUUCACCACCUCCAGACGCUGCACAUCAUGGCCCGGGUGUUCCGUAGAGGCAUGCGGGAGGAGGUGCAGCUCGACGCCGAGGCGGUGGAGCGCAUCUUCCCGUGUCUGGACCAGCUGGUCCUCCUCCACCACGCCUUCUUCUCCGCCAUGAAGGAGCGGCGGCAGCGCUCGGCACAGCCCCAGGAAGACAGGAACUACCUCAUCCAGCGCAUAGGAGAUGUGCUGCUGCAACAGUUUUCAGGCGAGGGCGGGGAGAGGAUGCGCCACGUCUACGGGGAAUUCUGCAGCCGACACAACGAAGCCGUGGCGUGGUUCAAAGACCUCCUGCAGAACAACAAGAGAUUCCAGAACUUCAUCAAGCAACAAGGUGGUAACUCCUUGGUGCGACGGAGGGAGAUCCCAGAGUGCAUCUUGCUGGUCACACAAAGGAUCACUAAGUAUCCCGUGCUGCUGGAGAGGAUCCUUCAGUACACGCAAGGGGACACACUGGAGCACGCCGACCUGGACGCAUCCCUGGCGCACAUCCGCGAGCUGAUCACGGCCGUGGACGUGCGCGUCAGCGAGUACGAGCGGCGCCAGCGUCUGCGGGACGUGUGGAGCCGCACGGAGAGCCGCAGCACGGCCAAGCUGAAGAACGGGCGGACCCUCCGCAAGCAGGACAUGAUGGGGCAGACGCUCAAGCAUCAGGGGGCGCUGCUGUGGAAGACGGCCACGGGAAGACUCAAAGACGUCCUGGCUCUCCUGCUCACAGACUCCCUGGUCUUCCUGCAAGAGAAGGACCAGAAGUACUCGUUCGCCACUGUAGACCAGAAGCCGCCCGUCAUCAGCCUGCAGAAGCUAAUCGUGCGGGAGGUGGCCAACGAGGAGCGAGGCAUGUUCCUUAUUUGCGCCUCGGCCGCCGGACCCGAGAUGUACGAGGUCCACGCGGCGUCCAAGGAAGAGCGCAACGCCUGGAUGAGGCUGGUCAGAGAGGCGGUGGAGAGCUGUCCGGAAGAGGAGGACGACUACACGAGCGAGAGUGAAGAGGAGAAGCGGGUGGCAGAGGCUCGCUUUCAGAAGGUCCAGAAAUUACAAGAGAGCCUAAUGAGCCAGGACCAGCAGAUCUGCUCCAGCCUGGAGGAAAAGCUCAAGAUGUACGCGGCGCUCUCGGCCCUCAGCGGGAAGGCGGAAGCGCCGCUCGACGAGCCGCGGCUGCUCGUGCGUCCGAGCCCCGACGAGCCGCCACAGGCCGGCGUGCUGCUGGCAGCCGCCAUGCAAGAAGCCGAGAAUCUGAAAGCCACCUUGAAGUCCAGAUCUCCGUCCGUGCGCAGCUGGGACUCUGGCAGAGACUCCGCCUCUCUCGUCAGUCCUGUGACACCCGCAGCACCGCCCUCUCACCACCAGGCUUCACCCGAGGAGCCUGCUGAGGGGUGUUGGACGGAGACCACUGAGCUUCUAUCGCCCACUUACUUGCAAGGCACAAACAAGGACUUAAAGAUUGCUCGCAGUGUCCAGAGCCUCACGCAGCUGCUCUACAGCCUGCAGGCGGCCGUGACCAUCCAGGACAGCUGCCACGAGCUCCACAGGCUCCUUCUCGGAGGAGACGGCCGCACUUCGCCUCGCCGUCAAGUCCUGCAAGAGCAGGAGAAACAGCGCCACCUGGAGAAGAGGAAGGAGGAGGCGGCCUCCACCCGGCGCCUGCAGGUGCGCCUCCGGCAGGACCGCGAGCGCUGGGAGCGGGAGUGCCAUGCCCGGGAGAGCCGGCUGGGGGAGAAGGAGAGCUGCGUGGGGGAGAGGGAGCGGCAGUGCCACCUGGAGGCGGAGAGGCUGAGGCGCGAGCGCGAGGAGCUGGACCAUCAGCUGGAGGAGUACCGGCAGAACCUGGAGAGGCUCCGCGAGGGCCAGAGGAGCGUGGAAAAGGAGCGGGAGCGGCUGGAGAACCGCAGGAAGCUCCUCCAGACGUGGAGUCACAUCCCUCACAUGCUCAUCCCUCUGGACGGCCCGCAGGACUCCUGCGGUCACGCUGGAAACGGUUCGGUCUUCGUGAACGAGGCGGCGCUGGCCGUCGGCGUUGGGGGGGAAGGAGGGUUGGGGGGCCUGAACAACCGCCGCCGCAAAGGCAGCGACGCCAGCGCACACAACUGCCUCAACGCCCUGCUGGCCAGGUCCAACAGCAGACAGCCCGCCACGGACAAGACCACCACCAGUCGCAGUCCGGACUUGGACAGCCAGCGAUGGAGGACGGGGCGGGGCUACCAAGCGGGGUUGGACACGCCUUCUGAUGACAGCAGCCCCUCCCACCCUUCCGACUCGCAGCUGGACGUCGGCCACCUGGUUUCCAUGGAGACGGACAGCAGAGAGGAGGACGUCCCGGAGGAGAGCAUCGUGUAUCUCUGAAACCAGGACCAAUAUGGACCUUUAACAAAGUAUUUAUUGAUGUUUUGUUGUUUUAAGGCCGCGCAGACCUGUUUUAUAUUCAAGGCGUGUCUUUAAAAGUGUGUCUUUGUGUGAGCUAUAGUAGGUUCCUGCAGGCUCUUUGUUGCGCUCCCCCUGCUGGUUAGCGCCCGUUUAUGGGGUGCCGAAUGGAAACGUUCAGUCACACUUUACUAGCAGAUAUUUUGAACAUUUAGCUCACUUUUUCGCAUUCAGCUUUUACAUUUAGAUUUAGAUUGAACAUUCAACUUAAACACCGAUAUUUAAAAUUUAACAUAGGGAUUCAAGUUAAACAUUUGGCUUUAACUUUUAGAUUUAGAUUAAACAUUUGGCUUAAAUAUUUAUAUUUAACAUUUAGGUUUAACAUUUAAAAUUUAGCUUUAACGUUUAGAUUGAACCUUCAGGUUCAGAUUCAACAUUUAUGUUUAACUUUUGGAUUUAACAUUUCCAUUGAACAUUUAGGUUUAACAUUUAGAUUUAUAUUUGAAUUUAGAUUCAACAUUUAGGUUCUACAUAUAGAUUUAUACUAAACAUUUAGCUUUUACAUUUAGAUUUAGAUUACACAAUUAGCUUCAAUGUUUAGAUUUAGAUUAAACAUCUGGCUCUAAUGUUUAGAUUUAACAUUUAGGGUUAACAUUUAAAAUUUAGCUUUAACGUUUAGAUGUAUAUUCAUCAUUUGUAUUUAACAACAAGAUUUAACAUUCAGCUUUAAUUUUUAGAUUCAACAUUCAGGCUCAGAUUCAACAUUUAUGUUUAACUUUUAGAUUUAACAUUUCGAUUGAACAUUUAGGUUAAACAUUUAGAUUUAUAUUCGGACUUAGAUUCAACAUUUAGGCUUGACAUGGAGAUUUAGAUUAAAUAUUUAGCUUUUACAUUUAGAUUUAGAUUACACAAUCAGCUUUAACGUUUAGAUUUAGAUUAAACAUUUGGCUCUAAUAUUUAGAUUUAACAUUUAGGUCUAACAUUUAGGAUUUAGGUUUAACAUUUAGAUGUAUAUUCAACAUUUGUAUUUAACAACAAGAUUUAACAUUCAGCUUUAACUUUUAUAUUCAACAUUCAGGUUCAGAUUCAACAUUUAUGUUUAACUUUUAGAUUUAACAUUUCUAUUGAACGUUUAGGUUUAACAUUUAGAUUUAUAUUUGGAUUUAGAUUACACAUUUAGCUUUAACAUUUCGAUUUAGAUUAAACAUUCAGCUUUAACAUUUAGAUUUAAAAUUUAACAUUUAGGUUUAACAUUGAGAUUCAGGUUAAACAUUUGGCUUUAACUUAGAUUUACAUUAACAUUUGGCUUUAAUAUUUAGAUUUAGAUUAACAUUUGCUUUAACAUUUAGAUUUAGAUGAAACAUUUACUUUAGUAUUUAGAUUUAGAUUAAACAUUUGGCUCCAAUAUUUAGAUUAAACAUUUGGCUUUAAUAUUUAGAUUUAAAAUUUAGGUUUAACAUUUAAAAUUUAGCCGUAACGUUUAGAUCUGUAUUCAACAUUUGUAUAUAACAACAAGAUUUAACAUUCAGCUUUAACUUUUAGAUUACACAUUCAGGUUCAGAUUCAACAUUUAUGUUUACCUUUUAGAUUUAGCAUUUCCAUUGAACGUUUAGGUUUAACAUUUAGAUUUAUAUUUGGAUCUACAUUCCAAAUUUAGGUUUGACAUGUAGAUUUAGAUUAAACAUUUGGCUUUAAUAUUUGUAUUUAGAUUAAACAUUUGGCUUUAACAUUUAGAUUUAGAUUGAACGUUUAGAUUUUAACAUUUAGAUUUAGAUUUGGAGUUAGAUUCCAAAUUUAGGUUUGACAUGUAGAUUUAGAUGAAACAUUUGGCUUUAAUAUUUAUAUUUAGAUUAAACAUUUGGCUUUAACAUUUAGAUUUAGAUUAAACAUUCAGCUGUAAUAUUUAGAUUUAAAAUUUAACAUUUAGGUUUAACAUUGAUAUUCAAGUUAAACAUUUGGCUUUAACUUUUAGAUUUAGAUUAAACAUUUGAAUUUUAAUAUUUAUAUUUAACAUUUAGGUUUAACAUUUUAAAAUUUUGCUUUAACGUUUAGAUGUACAGUAUAUUUAACAUUUGUAUUUAACGCCAAGAUUUAACAUUCAGCUUUAACUCUUAGAUUCAACUUUCAGGUUCAGAUUCAACAUUUAUGUUUAACUUUAAGAUUUAAAAUCACAGUUUAACAUUUGGAUUUAUAUUUUGAUCUAGAUUCAACAUCAAUGUUUACCAUUUAUAUUUUGUGUUUGGAUGUAACAUUUAGAUUUAUAUUUUGUAUUUGGAUUGGGAUUCAACAUUCAUAAUUAACAUUUAUAUUUCCUGUUUAGAUUUAAAUGUUACACUUAACAUGUAGAUAAAGAUUUAACAUUUAGGUUUAGAUUUAUCAUUUACAUAUGCAUUUAAUAUUUGUAUUUAACAUUUAGAUUUAACAUUUAGGUUAAGAUUUAGGAUUAACAUUCAGAUUUAAAAUUUAACAUUUGGCUUUAACAUUGAGAUUCAGGUUAAACAUUUAGCUUUAACUUUUAGAUUUAGAUUAAACAUUUGGCUUUAAAAUUCAGAUUUAACAUUUAAAACUUAGCUUUAACAAUUAGAUGUAUUUUUAACAUUUGUAUAUAAAGGCAAGAUUUAACAUUCAGCUUUAACUUUUACAUUCAACAUUCACAUUCAGAUUUAACAUUAAUGUUUACCUUUUAGAUUUGUAUUUGGGUGUAGAUUUAACAUUGAGGUUUAACAUUUAUAGUUAAUGUUUAGACAUAACAUUUAGAUUUAUAUUUAGCAUUUGGAUUGAGAUUCAACAUUCAUAUUCAACAUUUAGAUUUACAAUUUAGGCUUAACAUUUGAAUAAAGAUUUUACAUUUCGGUUUAUAUUUACCAUUUUGAUCUGUAUUUAAUAUUUAGAUUUAACAUUUAGAUUGGUGUUUUUAAUAUUUAUAUUCAACAUUUAUAUUUAGUAUUUUGGAUUGGGAUUAAUUAAAUUCAAAUUUAUAUUCAAUAUUUAGAUUUAAAAUUUAAAGUAAACAUUUAGAUAAAUAUUUAACAUUUAGGUUUAGAUUCAACAUUUAGAUCUGUAUUUAAUAUUUAAAUUUGGAUUUAACAUUUAGGUUAGAUUUAGGAUUAACAUUUGGAUCUGUAUUUAAUAUUUAAAUUUAGAUUUAACAUUUAGGUUAGAUUUAGGAUUAACAUUUAGAUUUCAAAUAUAUAUUCCUAUUUAAUAUUUAUUUAUAUCACAAUUCUACAUUUAGUAUAAACUUAAAAGUGAUAAAAGUGAGCUAAAAGUUCAAAAUAUAUCUGCAAAUAAAUUGUGACUGCAUUUUAACAUUUGGACACCUCGCACCCUUUGCACUUUUUCAACGUGCCACAGAAGUAGAAGUUAUGCCCAAGUGCCAUCACAACAUGUAAGAGACGUCUGAUAUUUAUAAUAAUUAUUAUUUAAUAAUGAUAUGUAUUACAGUACAAUAUGUUGGCUAUAUAUUGUAUGAUGGCCACUAUUUGAGGAAAUAUAAAAUAUCAAUAACGUGCAAUUGCCAAAGUGUAGCAGGGCAAUAAGCUGCUUCAGUGCCAAUUUAAUACAAAAUUAAAAAAAAAAAAUCUAUGUAAAAAUUUGGUAGUUUCGUCGUGUAAUGAACCUCAUUGAAAAAUCAAAAAAACAAUACUUACAUUUUCAAGACAUCUAAGGUUCUUUGUCAGUUUAUCCAGACAAUAAUGCUGUAACUUAUUCCAUCCUUGCCAAAUGUCCACAUCGAUAUUUUAAAAUACAAAAUAAAACUAAUGAAGAUUGUGUCCUUUGCCUUUUAAUCAUAAUACUAAUAAGUUUGUAUUGCAAUACACUUGACACCUCAAAAAAAUCGCAAGUUUUUUAUUAUUUUCCGAUGUAAGUAAUUAAACUGUAUUUUUUAUAGCAUAUAUCUCUAUAUAAAAAAAAUAUGUAUAUUCAAUUUAGGAUUGUGUUAUAUAUAUAGUCAGGUUUUUAGAGCCCUCCAUUUAAAUUUGUUUGGUCUUUCAACAAUUAAAAAUAAAAUCCUGUUUGUAUUAAUGCAUUAUGGGAGAAAACCCCAUAAUAUUAUUACUAUUAUUAUUAUUAUAGAGAAAAAAACUACCGUAUUUCCUUGAAUUGCCGCCGGGCCGCUAAUUAAUUUAAAACCUCUUCUCACUCCGGCACUUACCAAAGGCAUGCGAUAAAUUUAGGCCUGCGCUUAUAAAUUUGAGUGUGAUGUAAGGAUACCAUCAUUAAAAGGACAUUUAAUUAAAAAAACUUUUUAUAGUCUUACAUUUACUUAUAAAUGAAGUCCAUGCGCAGCUCCUUCUGAUCAAAAGCAUCGAUAACUUGUUUAUAGAAGUCUUCCUUAUCUUUCUUCAGUUUUAAAAGUCUCUCUGUCUCGAUGGAUUAUCUUCCUUUAUUACCUCCUGCAUCGAUUGAAAGCCCAGUUUAGAAAACUGUUUUAUUUAAGAUAUGUAAUCCUCCAUGUUAAAAGUGCAAGCGAGAAGAAAAAAUAAACGCUGCUCACCCUUGCUGCUUGUUGUCACUUCUUUUGCAGCCGAGUAGUCGCAAGAAGGAUCACUAGCGCCCUCUACCACCAGGAGGCGGGAGUCAUUUAAUGACACAUAUUUGACACACGCAGCUACGGUAUAUUAAUAAAACAUAGCUGCUUACGGUUCUUUUUAGCAUAUUCAAUAGCUUGGACCUUAAAUCCUACUGAAUAGCUCUUAAUAUUCUUCCCUUUAUGCGAUUUCAAAUGAUUGAAAUCAGCCUCCUCCAUUUUGAAAAUGAUGACAGGUGAAGUGUCACUCGUGACGUGACGAGUUUGACCCGGUGGAAAUUCUAGGCAUAUGCUAAUUAUUUGGCGAAACGAGUUUGACCCGGCGGAAAUUCUAUACAUGCGCUUAUAAAAAUAAUCUUUUGCGAAACGAGUUUGACCCGGCGUUAAUCCUGAGACGGCGGUAAUGCUAAGCAUGCGCUAAUUAUUUUGCGAAACGAGUUUGACCCGGCAGUAAUUCUAGGCAGGCGCAUAAUAUAUACCGCAAUUCAAGGAAAUACUGUAUAUAUGUAAAAAUACAAAAAAAAUAUGUACAUUUAAAUUCAUACAAAAUAUUAUAUAUGCUUAUACAUUCCUAUAAAUCAUAGGGAAAAAAAACAAUAAGGUUGAUAUAUUUUGUAAUAAAAAAAACAACUCAGUGUAAGGCAUGAACAAUUAUUAUAAACAAUAAAUUGACCAAUUGCAUUGUUUUAUUAGGCAUUCUGACUAAAUAGGUGAUUUGCAGCUGUAUAUCCCCAUAUAUAACAUAUACAAUACAAGCCAAAAGUUUGGACACACCUUCUCAUUUCAAUUUGUUUUCUUUAUUUUCAUGACUAUUUACAUUGUAGAUUGUCACUGAAGGCAUCAAAACUAUGAAUGAACACAUGUGGAGUUAUGUACUUAACAAAAAAAGCUGAAAUAACUGAAAACAUGUUUUAUAUUCUAGUUUCUUCAAAUUAGCCACUCUUUGUUCUGAUUACUGUUUGCACACUUUUGGCAUUCUCUCCAUGAGCUUAAACAGGUAGUCACCUUAAAUGGUUUUUACUUCUCAGGUGUCAUAGUUUUGAUUCCUUCAGUGACAAUCUACAAUGUAAAUAGUCAUGAAAAUAAAGAAAAUACAUUGAAAUGAGAAGGUGUGUCUCAACUUUUGGCGUGUACUAUAUAUAUAUAUAUAUAUAUAUACUCAAUUUAAGAUUUUAAAUAGUCAAGUUUUUACAGCCCUCCAUUUAAAUGUGUUUGGUCUUUUAACAAUUAAAAAUAAAAUCCUGUUUGUAUUAAUGCAUUGUGGGAGAAAAAACCCUAAAAAUAUUGUUAUACAGAAAAAAUACAUAUUUAAAAAGACAAAAAUAUCAUAUAUACAUUUAAAUUCAUAUAAAAUAGUAUAUAUGCUUCUACAUUCCUAUACAUCGUAGGAAAAAAAACAAUAAGGUUGAUAUUUUAUGGGGGAAAAAAACGAUCAGUCUAAGGCAUGGGUGUCAAACUCUGGCACGCGGUCCAAAUUUGGCCCGCUGUGUAAUUUAAUUUGGCCCUUGAGGCAAUAUUAAAUUAACAUUAUAACUGGCCCGCCACUGUAACACCGCAUUCACCGCUAAUACUCUUACUUGCCAAUCCUCCCGAUUUUCCCGGAGGACUCCCAAAGUACAGUGCCCCUCACAAAUUUCAUCCCGGACCACAAUAUUGGGGUUGGGCCUUAAAGGCAUUGCCUUUGGCGUUCUCUACAACCUGUCGCCACGUCCACUUUUCCUCCAUACAAACAGCGUGCCGUCCCUGUCACAUAAUAUAUGCGGCUUAUACACUCACUCAAGUGAAUGCAAUGCAUACUUGGUCAACAGCCAUACAGGUCACACUGAAGGGGGCCGUAGAAACAACUUUAACACUGUUACAAAUAUGCGCCACACUGUGAACCCACACCACACAAGAAUGACAAACACAUUUCGGGAGACCAUCCGCACCGUAACACAACAGAACAAAUACCCAGAAUCCCUUGCAGCACUAACUUUUCCGGGAAGCUACAAUAUACAAUCCCCGUUAUCCCCAAACCCCGUCCACCGCCGAAAAGAGGCAUUCAAUUUUUAUUAAAAUUUUGAUAUGCCAUUGAUAUUUUUUGAUUAUUAUUAUUUGAAACUCGAUUGUGCAUGUCACUAUAAAGUUAUAUAAGCCUUUCUUGUUCAAUGUUCAAUGCAAAACUUGUUUGGGUCCCUAUUUAAAAGGUUAAUUUGUUCAACCUCGGCCCGCGGCUUUGUUCGGUUUUAAAUUUUGGCCCACUCUAUUUGAGUUUGACACCCCUGCUCUAAGGUAUCAAACAUUAUUAUUCACAAUAAAUUAACCAGUUGGAACUCUGACUAAAAUAGUGAUUUGCAGCUGUAAGACACACUUCAACACAUAAAAACGUACUUUAGCUCCAGAUUUGGCCUGGAUGUGAAUCAUCUGUAAGCUAUAUACUGUAAGAUGUUGUCAUGAAUCAUUGCCUCAUUCAUCACUCCGCCGAUGAUGUCAUCAUGCGUUUAAAUAUGGAUGUGCAGAAGCUUUUUACUUUCCCCAACCAGCGCUGUAUGGUGUGUAUGUAAAUACUGUAUAUAAGGCUAUUUAUUUCUGCUGUAUUUCUUGCCACAGGUGUGUUUCUGUUGUUCCUGAUGGUACUGAUAAAAUGGACUUUUGUUGCAACA
Messenger RNA from Nerophis ophidion (straightnose pipefish), 11482 nucleotides. RefSeq names its product Rho guanine nucleotide exchange factor (GEF) 28a (gene arhgef28a). Gene Ontology annotation, molecular function: guanyl-nucleotide exchange factor activity. The record is from RefSeq and is a predicted model, not a curated record. Gene Ontology annotation, biological process: regulation of Rho protein signal transduction. The coding region runs from base 347 to 4291 and encodes 1314 amino acids. NCBI's taxonomy places the organism in Eukaryota, Metazoa, Chordata, Actinopteri, Syngnathiformes, Syngnathidae. The transcript has 31 exons.